AUGGGUGACUACAGUAUAGAUAACUCUUUACUACAUACAACCGACUACAGAGCUCGCUUCAAUACAGUUUUAUACCUCAAAAAUUUCUAUUCCGGCGUUGACAAAGAUCCAAAUGAAGCACCCCUUGUAGCAUUUUUUCUUGAACAUUGCACUCGAAUCAUGCAAGAUGAAAGAAACAGAUUCGGUAAUCGAAAAGCACUCGAAAGCUCAAAGGAAAAGCGUCUCGAAUGGGAAUCUCGUCUUCGCGCUGCUCUUUGUCGAGGAGGUCUAUCGGCAUGUGAUGUUAAUGAUCCCAACUGGCCAGUAUUAAGUGGCAAAAGCAACGACUAUGAUAUCAUUUUUAGGAGCCUUUGCUUGGAAGCUGCUUGUUUAACGAUUGAAAUUUUCAAUGAAACCAUUCGAAGACUUGUUCGAUUACUAAAACCAGGUGGCCUUCUUCUACUCGUUAUGGUUCGAAAUGAAUCAUUUUAUUACGUUGACAAAGAAAAAUUCUUUUGCUUGCCGUUGAAUGAAGCAAAAGUAGAAAAUGCAUUGCAUGCAACUGGGGAACUUAUGGAUAUUCAUAUUGAUAGUUCGGACACAACAGUCGAAGAUCAGGAACGCAAUACUAUGUCAAAUUUCGAUGGAGAAAUGAUAAUACAUGCAUACAAAACUAAAAAUAUUGAAUAA
This is a messenger RNA of Rotaria socialis, 669 nucleotides long. NCBI's taxonomy places the organism in Eukaryota, Metazoa, Rotifera, Eurotatoria, Philodinida, Philodinidae. The record is from the annotation of a GenBank genome assembly.